This is a messenger RNA of Diorhabda carinulata, 1256 nucleotides long. RefSeq lists its product as uncharacterized. The transcript is spliced from 3 exons. The record is from RefSeq and is a predicted model, not a curated record. Lineage: Eukaryota; Metazoa; Arthropoda; Insecta; Coleoptera; Chrysomelidae. Bases 142 to 1041 code for a protein of 299 amino acids.
AAUGUCAUUUUAAAGGGAAGACGGUUAAGUUUAAUUUGAAUAUUUGAUUUAUAAGAUAUUUAUUUCGUUAUUAUCAGUUGUGCAUUAUAAAUAUUGUUUAGUUCAUUCAAUAAAAUAGUAACUGAAAAUAAGUGAUGAAAAAUGGAUAAAUGCAACAAUCCCAGCUCCAGUAAUAAAGAUGACAAUUCAAAGAAAUACAAGUUCUAUAGAAAACCGUCAAUUAAGAAAAAAGGACCGGAGGUUAAGCAAACGAAAACAAGUUUAGCACGGCUGUUCAAAGCUAAUCCAUUAUUAAAAUAUGGAAACAGUGCAAAACAUGAACCAUCACGAACGAAAGAGUUAAAAUUAGAACCUAUUAAUCUAGAUGCACCAAAAAUUUCAAAAAAUAAUAUAUCCGGAAAUGGACCCUAUUUAAAAUCGAAAAUUAUAAAUUUUGAUAAACACAGACUUUCUAGCAGUGAUUUUAUAACACCCAUAUUAUCUUCAACAUUAAUUGAACCAGAUGUGGAUAGAGAUGUAUUUAUUGAAUGUCCUCAACCACCAUUAAGAGGUAGACCUAAAUGUAAUAGCAGCAAAGAAGAACAGUGGAAUAAUAAUAAGCCUAUAAAUAAAAAAAAUGAAAGAAAAACUUUGUCAAGUCAAUAUUUGAAUAAAAAGAAAAGAGAAUUUGCAGAAAAACACAAACAGGGAAAUAUUUGUAUUGAUUUUAGAGUUAAAUCCUUAAGAAGGUCAUCAUCAGUUGACAGUUUUAAAAAAAAAGGGUGUUCUAGAAUUGAAGAAGAAGACAUUUUAACUGAAACAAAGUCAAUGGAAAAUAUUUGUCAACGAGAAGUACCUGAUGAGAUUAAACGAACGAGUCAUGUUUUAACCAGCAUUGCAUUGGAAGAACUUGAAAAUCGACCAGAAAAACCCUUGAUAAAGCAAACGGCUGGCCCAAGUAACGGAGAACUCUAUGAUGAAGAGAAUAAAGAAAACAUUGAAGUUUCUAUUCUUGAAUCAGAUAGUUAUGAAGAUUUAAAAAUACAUAAGGCGAGGAUUUGAAAUUAACUACUUCAGCUGAAUACAUUUCCAUGAAUUCCUGACAAGUAAUUGUAGAAAAUGUCAUUUUUAUUGUACUAUUAUUUAAUUUUCUAAACAUGUUAGACUACUUAAUGAAACAGUCAUCCAUAGUUGUUUGUUAAGAAAACUGUUUCCCCUCUAGCCAUUAAUAUUUUUAAAUUAUAGCUUUUUUCAAUAAACACAAAAUCUUUUUAUAA